UUCGUGGGUUUUGUCCUCCCAUCUUAGCUUCUUCCUUUCAACUAAACUAUUAUCCUCUAUUCUCUCCCACAUUUUCCAUAACCAAAUAAUAGAUUAUUCUUUUUAUUUCCCUACCUUGACUCGAAGGAGCUAUUCAAUAAUCAUAAUAAUAAUGUCAAACAUCACAAGUUGUGAUAGUGGGAGCUUCUCCACAGAUAACACUAACAGCAGAGUAGUAGAAGGAGGAGAUGCAUCACUAUUGUUACUUAAUAAAAAUAAACAGCAAUCAGAGUCAGAGAUACUUGGUGGUGGUAACUUCCAUAGUCCAAAUUCUCAUUCUUCAACCAUCACUACUAAUAACAGCAGCAGCAAUGCUUCCAACGCAAAUUCACAACCACAACCACCACCGCCUCCUAAGAAGAAAAGAAGCCUACCAGGAAAUCCAGAUCCAAGUGCUGAAGUGAUAGCUCUAUCGCCAAACACGCUGGUGACUACAAACCGGUUCAUAUGUGAGAUCUGCAACAAAGGUUUCCAAAGGGAUCAGAACCUUCAACUUCACCGGAGAGGGCAUAACCUGCCAUGGAAGCUGAAACAGAGAAGCAGCAGCGAAGUGCGAAGAGCACUGGGAGACCUCACCGGAAUCAAGAAGCACUUCAGCAGAAAGCACGGCGACAAGAAGUGGAAAUGUGACAAAUGCAACAAGAAAUACGCCGUUCAAUCUGACUGGAAAGCUCAUUCCAAAAUCUGUGGUACCAAAGAAUACAAAUGUGACUGCGGCACCGUCUUUUCCAGAAGAGAUAGCUUCAUAACCCACAGAGCUUUCUGUGACGCACUGGCUGAUGAGAAUAACAAAGUGAACAAUGAAGGAGGAGUACUAGGACAUUUUCCAAAGAUAGGUUCCAACUUAUUGCAACCAUUAAUCCCAAACCUAGUUGCAUCAUUACCAAUCACUCGCAAUAACAGUAGUAGUAAUAAUAGUAACCCACACAUUAUUUCUACUUCCGAAUUCAAGCAGCAUCCAUCAUUCCCUCAUGAACUCGUGCCAAUGUCAAUGCCUGAACAGAAACCCUUCAUCAACACCACCACAACCACCAACAACCACCUAAUAAACCCUUCAUCACUGCCCUCUCUUCAACUGAACUCACCACAUUCUCCGCUAAACAUGUUCGAUGAGAGUGGUGGGGUCCAUUUAGCUGCAGGGUUACCUCACAUGUCCGCCACGGCAUUGCUUCAAAAAGCUGCACAAAUGGGUGCAACAAGCGUGAGCAAUAAUAACAAUAACACUAGCAUGGCACCCCCGUCAUUUGCUUCUUCCAAUAAUGGGAUCAUCAUGGAACACUUCAUGCACAAUGCUCAUCCUCAACACGAUAAUAUUUCAUCGUCUCAGUUUAAUAAUAACAAUAAUUUCAACGGGAGCGUUGGAAUGAACGGUGUGGAAAUGUUUAAUGCUAUAUUGGAUCAAAGUAAGGCCUUAGCCAAGAUCAUUGAUCAGAACAACAGAAGCAGUGGAUUCAGUAUCCCCCCGGUGAGUGGUAGGAGUAGUAGCACCAUUAAUAUUGGUGGAGCUAAGGGAAGUGAGGAUGUAAUGACUCUCGACUUUCUGGGAAUCGGAGCGGGAGGUGCUGGUGGUGGUGGCGGCGCCGGAGAUGGUGGUGCCCAUGGAUACUUUGGUAUUGGUCCCUUAGCGUAAGACGUUAGUGUUCAUCAAUAAUGUAUGUGUAUUAUGUCUGCGCCAUAAUUUCUUCUUAAUUUUAGGAAUAAUUACUUGUCCACGGUUAAUUAGUUCAAUUGUGUACACUUCGAUAUUAUUGUAACAUUAUUUUCAGUCCUUAAUUCAUUCCCUUUGUUGACAUA
Messenger RNA from Arachis ipaensis, 1833 nucleotides. RefSeq names its product protein indeterminate-domain 7. Gene Ontology annotation, cellular component: nucleus. Lineage: Eukaryota; Viridiplantae; Streptophyta; Magnoliopsida; Fabales; Fabaceae. The record is from RefSeq and is a predicted model, not a curated record. Gene Ontology annotation, molecular function: DNA-binding transcription factor activity.